AUGGCGGUGACGAUGGGAACUGUACUUGCGUUGUUUGUGCUGUAUUUGUACCAAACCGGGGCAGUAAGCUAUGUGAACGACAGCACGUAUUGUCACGUCGAGUCUCUACGUUCGUGUUUAUGCCAGUUACAUGAAGCCAGUCUUCACAUCGAGUGCCAUAAUGCGUCUCUACGAGCUAUCCCGUCGGACGUUCCCAACAACACGAAGACAAUGUACAUCGAACACGAUGACAUUCCUGUUUUGGGACAAAGUUCUUUUUCGGAUCUUCGGGAACUACGUAUUUUGGACAUGCCUAAGAACCGAGUUGGACGGAUUGAUGUGGGUGCUUUCAACGGUCUAGUGUCGUUAACUCAAUUAAAUCUGGUGGAGAAUAACAUAGCCGACCUUGAAGUAGGUACCUUUCAAGGACUACCUAGUUUACGUUCGCUUGAACUGUCGAAGAACAGAAUACGGCAUAUUCCCGUCGGAUUAUUCUUAGAUUUGAAGGAACUAACACACCUACAUCUAGAAGGAAACCUGAUAUCGAAUUUCGAGCGAGGAGCGUUCGAUGGAUUGAUAAACAUUGAAUCGAUAAUGAUUAACCGGAACUCUUUAUCAGACGUCCCGACCUCCGCGUUGAGUACAAUACCUGGCGACACAUUGCUUACUUUAUUUCUUCACGAUAAUCGCAUCGCAAACGUGAAGAAGCUCGCAUUUAAUACAGAUAGUCUCAAAAACUUGGAGAUGCUCAGUUUAAAUAACAACGCCAUUGCAUCAUUAGACAAGGCCGCAUUUAUGGGUCUCUCGCUCUUCACUAUGGACUUGACGGGCAAUCAGAUACAAUAUUUAGGCAAAGAUGUGUUCAAAGACCUUUUCCGCGAACCGUUCGGCGAUCAUUUACCAACCCUGACUCUAAAUUCGAACCCGCUAUUGUGUGAUUGCCAAAUGGCGCCAUUUCUCAACUGGGUAAACAGUACGAACGUUGUUAUUAAUGGCAAGUGUUUCAACCCUAUUCAUAUGAGAGGUACAAAUCUAACGGAAGUGACGUCAUCCGAUUUGAGGUGCCGGGUUGAUCUGAUACGUCCGCCGAGAAAUAGAACAAUCAAUAUUGGAUUUAGCGAUCUAGUUUGCUGUGAAAUAAAGUCCCCGCAGGAUAACCCCAAGAUACGCUGGUUUGGACCCGACGGUUCUUAUCUUGUGGAAGACCCCUGUCUCUUGGUAAACAUGACGUCAGAGAAAGAAUCCGGGUUUUACACGUGCGUUGCCCUGGGUGAUGGAAUUUACGGUGAAACUACUAUCGCCAUCUCCGUCCCCACCCCAGCUCCUCCGAAAGAUACAUCAACCACGCCACCAGCGAUGAAUCAACAUCGCACUAAAACGACGAUAACUGGUUCAUCAGUUAUGACGGAUCAACGUAUGGGGAAUGUGACAGGAACCUCAACAGCGCCAUCGUCCUCAGCUCCACGGUCUUCUAAAGGAUAUAAUGUGCUAUUUAUCAUGUUCAUUUGUGUAAGCGUGCUCUUAUUAAUUAUUACACUAGCGAGUAUAACGUAUUGCAUCCGGUACAGACGGCGGAAGAAGCAAAAACCACGUGAUACCGUGAUGCGGUCGACGUCUGUCAUGUAUUCGCCGAUGGACGGUGACACGGUGCAUAUGAAUACAGUAUUCAACUCGAAGCAAAAAUACACAAAAAUACCAGCAGAAUUGUGAAGUAAUCGUCUGAGAUGUGACAUAAUGUCCGGAAAACAACUGCUCAGUGUUAGACUACAUGUAUACUGAGUCAUUGAAUUAUUUGUGACAACAUCAGCAUCGUGCUACUGAUGUUUAAUUCACUUUUUUAUUUAAAUAUACAAUUAUCAAAAUACUCCAUCGUUUUUCUGUGCCGGUAGCAGGGCACUCAAGACUAUUGUAUUCAAAGUUCAUGUACCAAUCGUAUCGACCAUGUUAGAAAGUAAAUUGUACAUUUCACGUGUCGCGUGACAUCCGGGGAAUUGACACCAACUGUAACUGUAGCGACCACCAACCUACGAUGCAACUAGUAUUGUCAGUGGGAGAUGGUGUUUGGUUUAAUCAGAGCUAUGACCAAGAGCCAGUUUGUCGUAGCAACCACUAUAAUUAUAAAUGUAGUGAAAUUGUUAUUUUCAAAUCCUGGUUGCUUCGGUGCUAUUUAAAGUUUAUAUCUACAUUUACUUCUAAGAAACACGUACCAAUUUUUUGAUAGUUUCCAUGUAAUACUGACUGUUAUUAUUAUUAUUGCUGUAAGAGAGAGAGAGAAGAGGAUACGCAACUUUCUGUGCAUUUGGUAAUAUCGAACACGACGCGAGUCGAUAAAUGUAACGUCUUAGGGAACACACAAGCCGAUGUAAGAAACCGUAGUAUCGCCAUAUUAGGUAGUAGAUAUAUCAUCGAAAUAUCGUCUUGGCUUGAAAAGAAACAGACCUGUAUAUACUAGUAACUAAAUAUGCAACAACCGCUUAGAGAUUAGAAACAGUGCCACCGUCGCCAGAGACUAGAAUUAAAAUUGAUGUUUUAUUUGAAGCAUUAGAGAAGAACCAAAAAGUCGAAAUUAUCACCGAUGAUCUCGCAUGAUGUAUCAAGUUUAAUUAUUAAUUUGUAUACACGCCGAAUACUAGACACUGUAUAAAUAAUACUUGCAUACGUAUAAAACUAGUCCGGCGACUAUUACGUCAUUCACCAAUCUGAUUAAAAUCCCAUAUAUGUAUAGGCUCUAUUUUUAAAGUGUUUAAUUGCCGUAUUACUUUUGUUCGUCCACUUCUUUUUUUUCGUUAACCGAGAUAUUAUAUACAAAAAAAAAAAAAUGGAAAAUUAUCAAUCCAAAUGAAUUGAUGUAGAUGAACGAAAAUGAAAAGCAAAUAAAAUAUGACAGCUAAAACAUAUCCUUUAUAUCUAUAUCGAUUUCUUAUCAGAUCAGACUUAUUCUAAUCAUCCUGAAUUGAGGGAUGGCUGCGACACUGGCACCAGCGAUUGAUCAUAAUGAAUUGAAUUUGAUAUCCAACACAUUUUGAAUUCAUUGUCAUUUGUAUUUACACUUUCAGCUUUACUUUUAUUUGAAACAGAAAUUUGUUAAAAUUAUACAAAUAUUUGAGUAAAUUUAACAAUUUUAGAUUUCAAUCACUUCUUGCUACCAUUUUGUUAUUAUUACGUAUGUAUUGAAACAAUAAGCCGCAGAAACCAGUAAAUAUGGAAAUUAUAAUAA
This is a messenger RNA of Saccoglossus kowalevskii, 3196 nucleotides long. RefSeq names its product LRRC4-like protein. NCBI's taxonomy places the organism in Eukaryota, Metazoa, Hemichordata, Enteropneusta, Harrimaniidae. The record is from RefSeq and is marked provisional. Gene Ontology annotation, molecular function: protein binding. Gene Ontology annotation, cellular component: plasma membrane.